GCCAUACAUAUAUAAGAACCCGACCCGUUUUCUAGUCGACAGUUUAGUGUGAGCUUCCAGUUACAUUCAUUCGACACAACGUCUGUCUUUUGUGCUACAGCAAAGCAAACCCUGCACCUAAUUUCCAACAUGAACCGCAUCAUCAUCGCCCUGACUGCCGUGCUUGCGUGCGCCUCGGCCCAAGUCUUCCUGAACCAACCAAUCCCGCUCGCGCUGCACCAACCGGCUCCCGUGCGAGAGGCUUCCCUCGCUCAUCCAGCGGUGGUAGAAAAUGCCCUGCACGAGGCGCAAUAUCCGGAUCAGUUCCGCAACAACUUCUACAAGAACCCGCAUAUUGCCGACGCACUAGCUAAGCAGUCGUGGUUCGGAGAUAAGGAGAUGCCCGUCUUUGAGCGUGAAGCCGACAAGAUUCCGCGUGAUCGCAUCGUGAAGAUCUUCAAGAAUGCCGGAUUUGUGCGACGCCGCUAAAGCACACGCACACACACAGAAACUAUUCGGAUGACGGAGAUGUCAGUGAUCAGUUCAAUGAUCAGUGCACCAGACCACCUCAUCCAAAGGGACACCAAUAUAUGCUCAACUUGCCUACUUUCUGCGUGUUCCGGAAAAAUGCUAUUUUCCGGUCGAAUGCUUGUGAUGUUUGUGUCUAUGUUCAUAUGUAAAUAGUCGUUAAUUUAUUGUGCCAAUAAACUAUUUAUUAUGAUUUAAAUCAAAUCAGUGGAAUUACCAA
Molecule: messenger RNA, 727 nt
Organism: Anopheles arabiensis
Lineage: Eukaryota; Metazoa; Arthropoda; Insecta; Diptera; Culicidae
Exons: 3
Coding region: 130-468 (112 amino acids)
Source: RefSeq, a predicted model, not a curated record